AUGGCGGGCGGGCGGCGGGCGGUGACGGUGGCGCUGCUGGCACUGGGCACGGUGGUGCUGGCGCUGGUGGCCGCCGUCCUGCUCCGCGCCUUCGUCCUGCGAGCCCCGGCCGGGGUGCCGCGGCUCUGGGCACGGAGCGCCGGCACCGUCGCCCUCAGCGCUGGCGAGCGGCAGGAGCUCAAGGAGGUGCUGCGAGGGGCCAUUAAAAUCCCAACUGUGUCCUGGUCUCCAGAGGAUGUGAAUACAACUGCCAUGGCAGAAUUUGGGAGCUACAUCCAGAAAGUCUUCCCAGCUGUAUUUUCUUCCAAGUUCAUCCAACAUGAAAUUGUUGGCAAAUACAGCCACCUGUUCAGAGUGCAGGGCUCUGCCCCUGGCCUGCAGCCCUACAUGCUGCUGGCACACAUGGAUGUGGUGCCUGCUCCCCCUGAGGGCUGGCAUUUCCCUCCUUUCUCAGCUGCAGAGCACGAAGGCUUCAUCUACGGACGAGGAGCGCUGGACAACAAAAACUCUGCCAUGGGCACUCUGCAAGCUCUGGAGCUCCUGCUCAGGAGGAAUUACCGACCCCGGCGCUCCUUCUACAUCGCCAUUGGCCACGAUGAGGAGGUGUCUGGGCUGAAGGGAGCAAAGAAAAUUGCAGCUCUGCUGGAAGCCAGAGGAGUGAAACUCUCCUUCCUGCUGGACGAGGGGAGCGCAGUGCUGGAUGGCAUCAUUGCAGGGGUGGAGAAACCAGUGGCUGUGAUUGCAGUCACAGAAAAAGGUUCAAUGACACUGAACUUCACAGUGGAAAAAGAGCCAGGGCAUUCAUCCUUUCCCCCUAAGGAGACAAGUAUUGGCAUUCUGGCAGCAGCCAUGUCCAGGCUGGAGCAGAAUCCCUUGCGCAACCUGUUUGGCCACGGCCCUGAGCUCAUGACCAUGGAGCACCUGGCAGCAGAGUUCAAGUUUCCUCUCAACAUCAUCAUGAGCAAUUUGUGGCUGUUCUCACCUAUUGUCAGCAGAGUCCUUGCCUGGAAACCUUCCACCAACGCCUUGAUCCGAACAACCACUGCAGUCACCCUGUUUAAUGCAGGAAUCAAGGUGAAUGUCAUCCCUUCCUCUGCCAGAGCCACAGUGAACUUCAGGAUCCACUCAGCUGAGACAGCUGCUGAGGUGCUGGAGACAGUCAGGAGCACCAUUGCUGAUGAGAGAGUGAAGAUUGAUGUGGUGGAGGCCUUUGACCCCCUGCCCAUCAGCCCUUGGGAUGAGCAGACAUUUGCUGUCCAUAUUUUCCAAAAAACCAUCCUGGACACUUUCCCAGCUGUUGACAGUGUGGUCCCAGGCACGUGCAUUGGAAACACGGACAGCAGGCACUUCACCAACGUCACCAAGGCCAUUUACAGGUUCAACCCCCUGCUCCUGAAACAGGAUGAUCUCCCCAGGAUCCAUGGGUUAAAUGAGAGAAUCUCUGUUGAGAAUUAUGAGAAGCAGGUGGAGUUCCUCUUCCAGCUGAUCAAGAACUGUGACAUUGAGGCACUUCCAGAGCCCCACGCCAACUCCCACGAGCUCUGAGCCACUUGUGGGAGAAGCAGCUGCAGGUGGACCCUGGGACAGGGGCUGAAGAUGGAGUUUUGUCUUGAGUAUUGAGCUACAGCUGGAAUUUGGGUUUUUUUAUACUGUGGUUUACAUACAGAUGGGAAAAGUGCUGGUUGUGUGAUAGGAACCUGAUAGCCAAACCCAACAAAUAACUCUGAUUUCUGUGGUCUGAUGUGCAGCCAUUAAUCUGGCACUAAUUAUUUUCAGCACUUUAAACCUCUGAAAUUGAUAAUCACUAAAAAUCUGAGCUAUAACCAGCAGUCACUCACACUAGAAGCUGACUCAGCCUGUGUGCUUCUGACCAACUCCUUUUUUAUGGUGAAUGGAUGUGUCUCAGGUGAGGACUCUGCCAGGAGCUCAUGGGGAGGGUUUGUGGGGUGCUGAAAGGGUUCCUGCCACUGGUACAGCCACACUGAGAGGUUCUUGCACUGCUGCUUCCCAGGGGAUGCUCCCAGGGGAUGAUCCAUGGCACUCUGAGCCAGGGGCAGUGCUCACUCCCAUGGCUGCACUGAUUUCUGACUCUAUUUUCAGGUACUUCAAAACUUCUGUGUUGCUGUAACGGAGGAGGUGCUGAAAACUUUCCUGUCCAUCGUUCUAGUGAUGAUUUUUGUUCCCUCCAUGGCUCCUGGUGUGGCUCAGGGUGUUUUGUGCAGCUGGAUGUCAGAAUAAGGGACUGCAGCUUUAAAUAAGGAAUUAAAUCCCUGUUGUCUGCUCA
Messenger RNA from Agelaius phoeniceus (red-winged blackbird), 2284 nucleotides. It is a transcript of the gene PM20D1, whose product is annotated as peptidase M20 domain containing 1. Gene Ontology annotation, molecular function: hydrolase activity, acting on carbon-nitrogen (but not peptide) bonds, in linear amides. Gene Ontology annotation, biological process: lipid metabolic process; amino acid metabolic process. The record is from RefSeq and is a predicted model, not a curated record. NCBI's taxonomy places the organism in Eukaryota, Metazoa, Chordata, Aves, Passeriformes, Icteridae.